This is a messenger RNA of Aureobasidium namibiae CBS 147.97, 582 nucleotides long. Its product is annotated as FCF1 small subunit. The record is from RefSeq and is a predicted model, not a curated record. Gene Ontology annotation, cellular component: small-subunit processome; nucleolus. The transcript has 2 exons. The coding region runs from base 1 to 582 and encodes 193 amino acids. Lineage: Eukaryota; Fungi; Ascomycota; Dothideomycetes; Dothideales; Saccotheciaceae.
AUGGGAGUGCAAAAGAAGACGCGCAAAUUCGCCCAAGUCAAGCGAGUCAUCGGCCAACGCGAUGCCCGCCUCAAGAAAAACGAAGUCAAAGGCGACGACAAGCCCAAAAAGCCCGCCGAGGAAGUAGUACGAGACAUUCCACAAGCACCCUCGUCAAUGUUCUUCCAACACAACACCGCCCUCCAACCCCCGUACUCCGUCCUAGUCGACACAAACUUCCUCUCCCACACCGUCCACAACAAACUCGAAUUACUCCCUUCACUCAUGGACUGCCUCUACGCCACCUGCCGCCCCAUAAUCACAUCCUGCGUAAUGGCCGAACUCGAAAAACUAGGUCAAAAAUACCGUAUCGCGCUCAAAAUCGCCAGAGACGAACGCUGGGAAAGAUUGGAAUGCUCGCACAAAGGAACGUAUGCAGACGACUGCAUUGUGGAUAGAGUGUUGAAGCAUAGGAUUUAUCUGGUCGCCACGAAUGAUAGAGACUUGAAGAGGAGGUUGAGGAAGAUUCCCGGUGUGCCGAUUAUUAAUGUGGCCAAGGGCAAGUAUGUUAUCGAGAGGUUGCCUGAUGCGCCGGAGAAGUAA